AUGCUCUCUGGAAUUCUCAUCUUCAACCAGAAGGGUGAGAACCUCAUCUUUCGCGCCUUCCGCAACGACUGCCGCCCGCGACUUGCCGAUGUCUUCCGCAUUCAGGUCAUCUCCAACGCCCAAGUACGCUCGCCCAUCCUCACCCUUGGCUCCACCACCUUUAGCCAUGUCAAACACGAGAACAUAUACCUGGUCGCCGUGACCAAGAGCAAUGCCAAUGCGGCGCUCGUCUUUGAGUUCCUGUACCGUUUGGUGGGAUUGGGAAAGGCUUACUUCGGCAAGUUCGACGAGGAGGCCGUCAAGAACAACUUCGUACUGGUUUAUGAGCUGCUGGACGAGAUUCUGGACUUUGGAUAUCCACAGAAUACAGAGACAGACACGUUGAAGAUGUACAUCACGACUGAAGGUGUCAAGUCGGAAAGGGCAAUGGAGGACUCCUCGAAGAUCACAAUGCAAGCAACUGGUGCCCUUUCCUGGCGGCGGGCCGAUAUCAAGUACCGCAAGAACGAAGCCUUCGUCGAUGUCAUCGAGGACGUCAACCUGCUCAUGUCCGCGACGGGGACAGUACUGCGAGCCGACGUGAACGGACAGAUCAUAAUGCGCGCAUAUCUCUCGGGCACACCCGAGUGCAAGUUCGGUCUCAACGACCGACUAACGCUGGGCGAAGACCAUCUACAACAACCGUCUGGAAACAAGGCAGGCGCGAAGGCUACAAGGGCGGCAGCGGGAAGUGUGACGCUGGAAGACUGCCAAUUCCACCAAUGCGUGAAGCUGGGCAAGUUCGAUGCGGACAGGAUAAUAUCCUUCGUUCCGCCCGACGGCGAGUUCGAGCUGAUGCGCUACCGAGCAACGGAGAACGUAAACUUGCCUUUUAAGGUGCACGCCAUUGUCAACGAGGUUGGCAAGACCAAGGUCGAAUACAGCAUUGCUAUUCGCGCCAACUAUGGCUCCAAGCUUUUCGCGACAAACGUUGUCGUGCGGAUACCAACACCCCUCAACACGGCGCGCAUCACCGAGCGGACAUCACAAGGCAAAGCCAAGUACGAGCCGGAGCACAACAACAUCGUCUGGAAGAUACCGAGAUUCACAGGGCAAAGCGAGUUUGUGCUGAGUGCCGAGGCCAGCCUGACCAGCAUGACCAACCAGAAGGCGUGGUCCCGACCACCGCUCAAUCUGAGCUUCUCGUUGUUGAUGUUCACGAGUUCGGGGCUACUUGUGCGAUACCUGAAGGUGUUUGAGAAGAGCAACUACAGCAGUGUAAAGUGGGUGCGCUACAUGACGAGAGCGGUCCCGUCAAUCAAGCAGCUCGUAUUGAUUGAUGCGAUACUCGAAUAA
Molecule: messenger RNA, 1335 nt
Organism: Alternaria hordeiaustralica
Lineage: Eukaryota; Fungi; Ascomycota; Dothideomycetes; Pleosporales; Pleosporaceae
Exons: 3
Coding region: 1-1335 (444 amino acids)
Biological process (GO): clathrin-dependent endocytosis; intracellular protein transport
Cellular component (GO): cytoplasmic vesicle; AP-2 adaptor complex
Molecular function (GO): clathrin-cargo adaptor activity
Source: RefSeq, a predicted model, not a curated record